This is a messenger RNA of Rhizopus microsporus ATCC 52813, 1175 nucleotides long. RefSeq lists its product as uncharacterized. Gene Ontology annotation, biological process: ribosomal large subunit biogenesis. Lineage: Eukaryota; Fungi; Mucoromycota; Mucoromycetes; Mucorales; Rhizopodaceae. The coding region runs from base 30 to 1175 and encodes 381 amino acids. The record is from RefSeq and is a predicted model, not a curated record. Gene Ontology annotation, cellular component: preribosome, large subunit precursor. Gene Ontology annotation, molecular function: nucleic acid binding; zinc ion binding. The transcript is spliced from 5 exons.
AACCUUUUCUUCUUCUUUAAUUACCAAUCAUGCAACAACAACAACAAUACUUGUCUAAUCCUCUACAACCAAGAAAUCAUUUAUUUACUUGUCUUGCCUGUCAAGUUGCUUUUCCUACAAGUGAAAGACAGCGAACUCAUUAUCGCUCAGAUUGGCACAAGUAUAAUUUGAAAAGAAAGAUUGCUCAACUUGCACCUAUUAAUGCUGAACAAUUUGCUCAGAAGGUUUUAGCUCAACAAACAAAGGGAAGAGAAGAAGAAGAGAGACAGGGCAUUAUCUAUGAAUGCACAUUUUGCAGAAAAUCCUAUUUCUCUGAAAACGCCUUUGCCAAUCAUUUGUUGUCCAAGAAACAUAAAGACAUGGAGGCACUUAUUGGUAGAGAGCAUUUAUCGUCGCCUUCUCUUCAGCCUCAGCAAGUGGCUCAUUAUAAGCACCAUCAGAAGAUUAGUUUGUUCUCUGAUGCAGAAGAUACCGACAAUGAAUCUGUCAUAUCCACCGCCAGUGAUACAGAAAGAAUAACUGAUUACUGUAUAUUCUGUGGCGUCGACAAUAGAGAUUUCAAUACCAACCUUGAACAUAUGAAGGUUCAACAUGGCUUCUUUUUGCCUGAUGUUGAAUAUUUAGAGGAUCCAAAGGGAUUGGUCGCCUAUUUGGCAGAUAAAAUUAUCAAUGACUUUGUCUGUCUGUAUUGUAAUGGCAGAGGAAAGGAAUGGAAAUCGCUUGUUGCUGUACGCAAACAUAUGCUUGACAAAGGUCAUUGUAAGAUGGCUUAUGAUGAAUCAGAAGAUCCUGAAGAACUGCUGAAGUAUUACAAUUUUGAGCCAUUAGGAGAUCAAGUGUUAACACAGACAGAUGAAAAUAAUGAAUUGGUAUUAGAAUCUGGUAUAAAGCUGGGUCAUCGUCAGUUUAUGAAGCAUUAUAAACAACGUGUAAGAAGAACUACGCCAUCUCAAGAAAUAGUAGCCGAUGUGCCUGCCAUAGAACCUCGUAAUAGAAAAGAGCGAAGGCAGAUAACAUUUGGUAAUACAUCAACCGUUGCUACAACAACAACAACAGCAGCAGCAGUACCUAGACUACCCGAGAUUGCCCUAAGACAGCAUCAAAAGGACUACACUGCUUCAUUUAGAAAUAAUUUAGUGGCAACAAAUCGCCUUCGUAUACAAAAUACAAUCUAA